Molecule: messenger RNA, 1411 nt
Organism: Daphnia magna
Lineage: Eukaryota; Metazoa; Arthropoda; Branchiopoda; Diplostraca; Daphniidae
Exons: 1
Coding region: 1082-1411 (109 amino acids)
Source: RefSeq, a predicted model, not a curated record
GAAAAUAGUGGGAGGAGCUCACCUGUUGAUGACUUCCACGGUGUAGUACAGUGGAUAAUGAGUUUAAGCCUACCGGGGAUCCCGUGACCUCUAUUCGAAUCGAGAGGGUUCUCUAGUUUUCUUCGUUUUCAGUAAAGUCAGUUUCCAAGACAGCAUUUUGAGAGAAACAAAAAAAAAACUAGACAAAUUUUCAACAUGAUGAAAUCACAUUGCAGUCGGGUUUCUUUUUGCCUGUGUUAAUUCAGCCUGGGAAAAAAAAAAUCUGAAAAGAACAUAAAACAAAGACAUCUCGUUACAAGAGUCAGUCGAUAUAUUUUUUCUUUAUGUAUUUUAAUGUCUUGUCGAAAUCUGGCCGCGCGCUGCCAUUGGCGUGAUUUGACGUCAUGGCUCCGCCUAUCCGCUGGCACCGUUAAAGAACGUACCACCUGAACCGUCGAGCGACUUGAAACAGUCAGUACGACGCCGACCGCAGUGUACGCUACUAGCCUUCGUCUUUUGUUCUCCCUUUCGUUUUUACGUCCCCCUCUGUCAACCGCAACCAUUUUCUCCCCUCAAAGGGGAAAACAACAAAAGUUUGCAAACUUCGACAAUGGUCGCAAUAGCUUGCAUCAUAUUUCCGUGGUCUAUCCUAUUUGUGUACGUCAUUUUUCUCUACUUGGGCGUCUGACUGUCUCCCGUUGUUGAAAACCCUUGGAAAAUUCACGCGUGAAAAAAAAAAGUAGAAGGACCUAAAAAAAAAAAAAGACAAAUUGAGCUCCCAAGCGCCUCCUGGCGGAGUCGGGAGACUUGUGGAACUUGCGUGAGACAUUUUCUCAGUUCCAAGCCCCCUCAGACGGAUGUGUAUGUGUUUUAGUGCUACGACGUCAUUGUGACGGGAUCUCUAUUUUUUGUUUUUCUUUUAAAGCUAUUUUUUAAACUUAGAAAUAAAAACGAGUUACAAUGAUAAGCCAUGAAGGCUUUCUAUUUUUGUGAUCAACGCCAAGUUAGCGACACCAGCGAUCUCGUGUGAUAUUCAGCCAAAAACUCUAAAAACAGACAGUAAAAAGAAAAGAAAAGUGCAACAACCCAUCAACCUCAAACGAUGUCGAUGACGACAUUCUACACAGCAACGGCCAGUUCGGCGGCCGAACUGGCCGAAGCGCUUCUUCUGACCUCAUCGGCCUGCGAGAGCACCUCCUCGUCGUCGUCUUCUUUGUCCGUCAGCACAAGCGUCGAAGAUGAAGACAUGAUGAUGCUCGAUUUUGACGUGGACGAUUCUCCUUUACCUUCGUGUCUGGUCAACUGCAUGGCGUUCACAGAUGACCAGGCCGGACGCUACCCUUUCGAUAAGCGUCCGCUCGAUCUCAUACAAGGCGAUUCGCAGGCCGUCACCUCGGCCGUCUUUUGUUUCGUCAAAAAGUUCGUCUGGUAA